Rotaria sp. Silwood2 is the source of this 1155-nucleotide messenger RNA. The record is from the annotation of a GenBank genome assembly. Lineage: Eukaryota; Metazoa; Rotifera; Eurotatoria; Philodinida; Philodinidae.
AUGCCAUUAGAAAGUACCAUUAUUUGUGUUGAUAAUAGUGAUUUUAUGCGUGAUGGAGAUUUUAUUCCAACACGAAUGCAAGCACAGCAGGAUGCUGUUUCACUUAUAUUUCAUGCUAAGACAAGAUCGAAUCCUGAAAAUAAUGUUGGAUUAUUAACACUUUCAGAUGGUCGAGUUGUUACUCAAUUGACAAGUGAUGUUGGCAAAGUCUUUUCAAAAUUACAUUUAUUACCAGUAGAAGGAAAAAUUGAUUUUUGUAAAGGAAUUAAAGUAGCUAAUUUAGCAUUAAAACAUCGCCAAGGAAAAAAUCAUCGACCACGUAUUGUUGCUUUUGUUGGUAGUCCACUUGAAGCUGAUACACAUGAAUUUACAAAAUUAGCAAAACGAUUAAAAAAAGAAAAAAUAUCAAUUGAUAUUGUUGCUUUUGGUGAUGAAUCAUCAAAAGAAAAAUUUGAAGAAUUUAUUACAAUAAUUAAUGGAAAAGAAAAUACAAAUUCUCAUUUGAUAUGUGUUCCAUCAGGAGCUAAUUUACCGGAUACACUUAUUAAUACACCAAUCAUUCAAAGUGAAGAUGGUUCUGGUCUACCAACUGGAUAUUCAGCUAGUGCAUUUGCAUUUGGAAUAAAUCCUGAAGAUGAUCCUGAAUUAGCUAUGGCACUCAGAAUUUCAAUGGAAGAACAACGACGUGUACAAGAAGCGGAAAUAGGUCGAAGCACAGAUGGGGAAGGAGGCCAACAAAAUUCAUCAGCAAACACAGGAACUUCUGGCCCUUCUCUCGAAAAUUUAACAGGUGGCAAUGAAAUGGAUGUAACACGACUUACAGAAGAUGAACAAAUUGCAUUAGCUAUCCAAAUGUCUAUGUCACAAGCCGAAAAUGCGAAUACGACCGAUGUUGAAAUGAAAGAAGAACCUUCGACUGCAGCGACUAGUGAACAACCAGGAAAAACAAAUGAGGAACAACAAAGUACAGAUUCAUUUGCAGCUUCACUUAACGAUCCUCAAUUUCUACGAGAUGUUCUUCGAGAUUUACCUGGUGUUGAUGUUGAUAGUGAAGCUGUACGAGCAGCUCUUGAACAAGUGCAACAACAACAAAAGAGAAAUACUGAUGACGACGAUAAUAAUGAUGCAAAUAAGAAGAAAAAAGAUGAAAAAUAA